Messenger RNA from Syngnathoides biaculeatus (alligator pipefish), 2868 nucleotides. RefSeq names its product golgi transport 1Ba (gene golt1ba). The transcript is spliced from 5 exons. Gene Ontology annotation, biological process: retrograde transport, endosome to Golgi; endoplasmic reticulum to Golgi vesicle-mediated transport. The record is from RefSeq and is a predicted model, not a curated record. Gene Ontology annotation, cellular component: membrane; endoplasmic reticulum. The coding region runs from base 143 to 559 and encodes 138 amino acids. NCBI's taxonomy places the organism in Eukaryota, Metazoa, Chordata, Actinopteri, Syngnathiformes, Syngnathidae.
GCGAGGUUGUGUUUCCGGAAGACGUGGCUGUUGCUGCAGUGGCAGCUGUCAACCUUAUGAUUGUUGAAUGAACUCGGCUAUCGUUUAGUUUUUUUAUUUUUUCAUUUUUUUAUUUGAACUCGUUGGUCAAGGUAGUGCCAAGAUGAUUUCCUUAACGGACUCGCAAAAAAUUGGAAUGGGAUUAACAGGCUUUGGCGUGUUUUUCCUUUUCUUCGGGAUGAUCCUGUUCUUUGACAAAGCCCUCCUGGCGAUUGGGAAUAUCCUGUUUGUCGCCGGACUCGCCUUUGUGAUUGGCCUCGAAAGGACUUUCCGCUUCUUCUUCCAAAAGCACAAAAUGAAAGCCACCAGUUUCUUCCUAGGAGGCGUGUUUGUGGUGCUCAUCGGCUGGCCUAUAAUCGGUGUUGUGCUGGAAGUAUAUGGAUUUUUCCUCUUGUUCAGAGGCUUCUUUCCUGUCGUAAUAGGCUUCAUCAGGAGGAUACCUGUCCUCGGCUCCAUCUUAAACCUUCCCUUCAUCAGUGCCUAUGUGGACAAAGCGGGCGAGAGCAACACCAUGGUAUAACGCUGACAUCCUGUUUUGCAAAGAAGGAUUUGUUUGAAUAUAGCGGGUUUAACAAGGUAAUCUGCCGCUUGAAAUGAUUCAAAGUUGCUAAGGUGUACUUUCGGGUAACAACGCCCACCUGCUGGCAGAAGACGACGAAAGACUGCCCGUUUGCCCGCUAUACCGGUCGUCAGCACCCGUCAAAAAUACGUCAUCAGUCUGUUACUCAAAAACAGUUACAAUACUACAGUAUAUUUCCUUCCAGUUGAUGAAAUCUCAUAUGAAAGUGGGGAAUCGAACGGAUCCCCGAAACAUCCAAGAUGACUUCUGCAAGAAUGAUUCGUGGACAUUUUUUUUUUUUUUUUUUUUGCCGGAUUGUCCUUUUUUUGUGCCUCUGCUUUAAAUUCUUAAAAGCUUUUUAAAUGCAGCGUCGUGUUUGUGCUGUUAUUAAGAGACACUUUUGUUUUCGUCUCAGAGCUAUCACAAGUACUAGCUAGUACAUCGAAUCCUGGCGAUAUCAAACAUCUGGCUACGCUCUGGAAUGUGUAGUUAAGUGGUGAAGAUUCAUGAGGCGAUGCAUUAGGGCACGGGUGUCAAACUCAAGGCCCGGGGGCCAGAUCCGGCCCGCCACGUUGUUUUAUGUUGCCCGCAGAAGCAAUUCUAGUGUCAACUUCCAGGAGUCUUGUGAAACUCAUUUAUCAUAAAUGAUAACUUUGAGAUAUUACAAGCAGUAACAUGAAUAGAUGAAAAACGCAUUCCCCUCAAUUUCCGAAUCUAACACUAGCUAAUAAAUUUCGUGUGUAAUAUAACAAUAGUAUUACCGUAAUUACCACCCUACAGAGUGCCCCUGGUUAUAAGCCUCACCCAGUACAUUUGUAAAGGAAAUACCAUUUGGUACAUACAUAAGCUGCAGCUGUGUAAAAGCCGCAAGUACCCACAUUGAAAUCCACAUUGAAAGACGAGAUAUUUACAAAGAAAGAUAGUACACAGAAAGAGUUUAACGCUAGUGCGGCACUAACGCUAGUGAGGCACUAAUGAUAGCGCGGCGCUAAUGCUAGCGCAGCACUGACAGGACCGGUUAAAAAAAAAUAAUUUAUCGGUAGAGACACCUCAGUAACACAGCAUCAACAUGCUAGCGCAGCGCUAACACUAGCGUAGCACUAACAUGGACGGUAAAAGUCACUUCCUCGGCACGUAAAUUCCCGAUCACUCUUACCUUUUCCGCUCGAGUGCCCCCCUUGCGGCCGUGAGAAAAAAAAUGCACAAAUUAGCCGCAUAAACUGCAGGGUUGAAACCGUGUGGGGGAAAAAAAAGUCUUGUAGGGCGGAAAUUACGGUAAAUAUUUUCAUGGUUUCACACUCAUAACGGCCCUCUGAGGGAAAGUGUAACAACGAUGUGCCCCGCGACAAAAAUGAGUUUGACACCCCUGCAUUAGGCUGUUUAGAUUACUGUAAAGUCCAUUUAAGUCGCAUAUAUCUUGACGUGUUGGCUAUUUAAAUGCUGGACAUGACAGUUGAUUUCAUAAGUUUUUUUAUAUAUAUAUAGUUAAGAUUUAAGCACAUCCAUAAAAGAUGCCUUUAAGAGCUCACUUUUGUCUCGCUUUAGCAUUUUAACUCCUCACCGGAUAUUAAAAGUAACAAGACUUGCCAGAAGCCAGAGAAGGAACAUGUUUUGCGGUUAAAUAACAUUUAUUGUAAAGCUUAAUUUUCCAUUUGUGUUCAUGUUUGGCAACGUACUUCCAUUCGUAUCAGUGGCUAAAACAGAAGGUCACGCUAAUUACAUUGUUAGUACAAUGUUUCCCCAUUAAUGAGCUGUACAAAUUGUGUUUACAGUAUUUUGUAUAAAUAUUUGUCACUAAAGGAGGGGAAUAAAAUGUCUUUUUGAUGGAAUUUUUAUCUUAAGCAUAACAGGCAAACUUAAGAAUUUGACAUUUGUCAGUUGUCUUUAUUUAGUGGUGGAGUGGAACCUCCAAAAUAAAAUAAUCCUAUGAUGCUUUUUUUUUUUUACUUUUCAUAGAUUUCAUACACCCAAUAUAAAGUCAGCAUAGUCAUCUUUUAUUACCUGUACAGGUAUUUUUUUAUUGUAUUUUUUUAGCCAGCAAUAUUGUCGCAUGGAAAUCCUAGAAGAUAACCUGAACAGACCGAAAACUACAAAUUGGCAUAGAGGGGAUGUAUAAAAAAUAAAAGUUUUGCAAAUUAUGAAGUCAUUUAUGUUCCACUUUGCAAUUUUACAAUAAUUUGUGCUUUCAUUUAAUCACAUAGAAAUGUAAAUAAAAAAAUUUAAAAAAUUGAAUUUGUGGCUUUUAAGGUGGCAAAAUGAAACCGUUCCAA